AUGGUUUGCCGAGGUACAGUUGACUGCAGAGAGAAACUUCAGUCGGAACUGCCUUCCACCAUCCCACAUAGAGCUACUGAAAUUCGCCUAGAACAGAACGAGAUAACGGAGGUCGGCGCCGGCGCGUUUUCGGCAGUGAAGCGAAUCGCGCGCAUCGACCUGAGCAACAACAAGAUCACGAAGUUAGCUGCGGAUGCGUUCACCGGACUAGCGCAUCUAACUUCAUUGGUUUUAUAUGGCAAUAAAAUCAAAGAGUUGCCUACAGGGAUUUUCCACGGCCUGUCCUCAUUACAGUUGCUAUUAUUGAAUUCGAACGAAAUAACCUGCGUACGAAAAGACACCUUCCGAGAUCUGCAGAACUUGAAAUUAUUAUCUCUUUACGAUAAUAACAUCAGGUCUCUUCCCAACGGCACUUUCGCCGCGUUAACCGGCAUACAGACUUUGCACUUAGGUCGCAAUCCGUUCGCCUGCGACUGCUCCUUACGCUGGCUGGCCGCCUACCUCCGCAAAAACCCCAACCUUGAGACUUCUGGAGCCAAGUGCGACUCCCCGAAGAGAAUGGCUCGCAAACGAAUAGAUGCACUCAGGGAGGACAACUUUAAAUGCAAACCCGGCGAAGAGUCAGCCAACGCGUGCGCCGACGCCGCGGCGUGCCCGGCGGCGUGCUCGUGCGAGUACGCCGUGCGCGCCGUCAGCGUCGCGUGCGCACGCCAGGGACUUGUGGAGGUGCCGAGGGAUCUGCCGCUCAACACUGACGCUUUGCUCUACAGUAAGACGUGUGUGGUGUCAGCGUGGCGUGCGCACGCCAGGGACUUGUGGAGGUUGAUGCCAGACAACAGUCUAGGACAGAUCAAGUCGGACGGACUAUUUGGUCGGCUUCCAGACCUGAUCAAACUGGACUUCAGGAACAACGGUAUAACAGUGAUUGAAGACAACGCGUUCGACGGCGCUGCCAACAUUCAAGAGUUGCUGCUGGACGGUAAUCUCCUGCAGACGGUCACCGACAAGAUGUUCUUUGGACUGCACAGUUUGGGCACUCUAUCUCUUACUGAUAACAAGAUUAGAUGCAUCACUCCAGCUGCCUUCGAUCACCUGACUAUGCUAUCCACACUAAACCUAGAAAGCAAUCCCCUGGAAUGCAACUGCCAUACUGCCUGGUUGGCGGGCUGGCUGCGCGUGCGCCGGCUCGCCCCGGGGGCCACAUGCGCGUCGCCGCCGCAGUUACGACAAGCGCAGUUACACGCCCUCGACCAGGCGGAUUUCAAGUGCGAACCGGAAGACAAAGGUUGUUUAGCAGCAGAUUACUGCCCCGUUCAGUGCUCGUGCACCGGCACGGUGGUGCGAUGCUCACGCGCACAACUGUCGGCUCUACCCAACAAUAUACCAAGGCAGACCACUGAAUUAUACCUAGAAUCCAACGAUAUAACCAGCAUCUCACCGGAACAGAUCCAGCAUCUAACGCAACUCACUCGCCUGGACGUGUCCAACAACAAGAUUGGCGUGCUCGCGAAUAACACCUUCCAGGGACUCACGAAACUGUCCACGCUUAUCGUCAGUUAUAACAAGCUGCGGUGUGUUCAGCGCGACGCCCUCAAAGGUCUGACACAGCUCCGCGUCCUGUCUCUCCACGGGAACAACAUCUCGAUGCUUGCUGAUGGCGUGUUCAGAGAUUUGGAGUCUAUUUCACACGUGGCCCUUGGCUCCAACCCCCUCUACUGCGACUGCUCGACCCGCUGGCUCUCCGAAUGGGCCAAGAACGCGGGCGAAUACGUCGAGCCCGGCAUAGCUCGCUGCGCCGACCCGCCCGCCAUGAGAGACAAGCUCAUACUGAGCACGCAAUCUUCAGCGUUCAUUUGCAAAGGCAAGCCGCCAUCCGACAUCGUGUCAAAAUGCGACCGCUGCUACAACAACCCGUGCCGCAACGGUGGCGCCUGCUCCGCCACCGCGUCCGGCGGCUUCAAAUGCCUGUGCGCGAGGGGCUUCCACGGCGCGACGUGCGACGCGCAGAUAGAUGCGUGCUACGGCGAACCGUGCGCGAACGGAGUGUGUCAACUGCUUGAGGAGGGUCGAUUCCACUGCUCAUGCCAGCCGGGCUACACCGGUGUGCGUUGUGAGGUCAAUAUAGACGACUGCGCAGCACACCGCUGCCAGAACAACGCGACAUGCAUCGACCAGUUGGAGGGGUACUCCUGCCAAUGUGCGCCUGGAUAUAUGGGCGACUUCUGCGAGAAGAAAAUCCCCUUCUGCACAUCAGAGUUCAACCCCUGCGCCAACGGCGCGACCUGCACCGACCAUGGCAGUCAUUACUCGUGCACCUGCCCACGGGGGUAUUCUGGACAGAACUGCACCACUAACGCUGAUGACUGCGUCAAUCAUAUGUGCCAGAAUGGCGCCACUUGCGUAGACGGCCUCGAUGAGUACAAAUGCGUCUGCUCCGCUGGCUACGCCGGCCGCUACUGCGAAGCCGCACCGCACGCCGCUCUGGGGACGUCACCGUGCGCCCAUCAUGACUGCGUGCACGGAGUGUGCUAUCUGCCCACGGCCGCGCUGGCGUUGCAGGACGACAUUAUGAUGGAGCGCAUGCACAACGCGCCGGGCGACUACCUCUGCAAGUGCGCGCCCGGCUACUCUGGCCGCCUCUGCGAGUACCUCACAUCGCUCACGUUUAACCACAAUGACUCAUUGGUUGAACUCGAGCCACUGCGCACGGCACCUCAAGCUAAUGUCACUCUCGUAUUCAGCACAACUCAGCACCACGGCGUGCUGAUGUAUUUCGGCGACAAUGAGCACCUCGCUGUUGAGCUGUUCAACGGUCGCAUACGCAUCAGCUACGAUGUCGGCAACCAUCCCACUUCUACAAUGUAUAGCUUUGAAAUGGUGUCGGACGGCGCGUACCACAAGGCGGAACUAGUCGCAGUAAAGAAAAACUUCACUUUGCGAGUCGAUGACGGUCCGGCACGCUCCAUCAUCAAUGAAGGCAACAAGGAAUACCUCCGUCUCGAGCGGCCUAUGUAUAUCGGCGGUGUGCCAGAAGAUGUCGCUAGGGACGCGUUCAGCAAGUGGCACCUCCGUAACAUUACCAGCUUUAGAGGUUGCGUGAAGGAAGCCUGGAUCAACCACAAGCGCGUGGACUUCGUGAACGCGGCGCGCGUGGCGCGCGCGGCCGCGGGGUGCGGGGAGGACGAGCCCGCCGCGCCGGCGCCGCCCGCCGUGCUGCAGGACCCGCACCACGCCCCGGAUCCAUGCGUUCCGAAUCCGUGCGCGCGCGGCGGGCGCUGCGUGCGCGAGGACGGGCCGGCGGACUACUCGUGCCGCUGCCGCGCGGGCACCGCCGGCGCGCAGUGCGAGCUACGGACAUCUAUCGGGGGCGCGCCUGUGAUCACUCAGAAGAUGCCGCAGCGUAAGAUGGCCAUCAACAACGUCCAGGCUUCACCAGCCGCCCCGUCUCACAAACAGCAAGCUGAGCACGCACCCGCCGCCGCACCCAAUGGAGCAUGUAGAAAGGAAGCGACUCGCGAAUACAUAGUGGAAGGUAGUUGCCGCAGCCGCCGCGCUGUCCGCUCCGCGCGCUGCGCCGGGACUAGGAACGGUUGCGGCAAGCAGCACUGCUGCGCGCCGCGCAAGACCAAGAAGAGGAAGGUGUGUGUCUCGCUCUAACACUGUCUCUAGCAUGUGCCGUCUCACUCGCCCUAAUACAUAGUGGAGGGUAGUUGCCGCGGCCGCCGCGCUGUCCGCUCCGCGCGCUGCGCCGGGACUAGGAACGGUUGCGGCAAGCAGCACUGCU
Messenger RNA from Cydia amplana, 3784 nucleotides. It is a transcript of the gene sli, whose product is annotated as protein slit. Gene Ontology annotation, biological process: axon guidance. The coding region runs from base 1 to 3657 and encodes 1218 amino acids. The record is from RefSeq and is a predicted model, not a curated record. Gene Ontology annotation, molecular function: heparin binding; calcium ion binding; Roundabout binding. The transcript has 31 exons. Lineage: Eukaryota; Metazoa; Arthropoda; Insecta; Lepidoptera; Tortricidae.